Molecule: messenger RNA, 14200 nt
Organism: Podarcis lilfordi (Lilford's wall lizard)
Lineage: Eukaryota; Metazoa; Chordata; Lepidosauria; Squamata; Lacertidae
Source: the annotation of a GenBank genome assembly
GGCGAAGGAGCCAGCGUAGGCUGUCCGGCAAGCGGGAUUGCACAGUGGUGGUGCACAACAUAGUAAGGAUCGCAGGUAGUGCGGAGCGCGGGGUAGGGGAGGAAACCAAAAUCGGAACGCGAGGCGGGGAGCGGGGGAGGGGUAGAGAGAUCCACCAAGGCGGCGAUUGAUGCAGUGCCAUGACAAUAGGGAAGCGCCAAGGGCCCGCCGACGCGACGCACUGGAAGCGGGGGGGGGGGGGAUGAAUGCCUGACAAGUGCUCCUUGAGCGGAUAGGAUCCCGUGGAGGAGGCUCUGCGGGUGUGCGUGCCUGUGUGACACACGCUCGCCUGUGCGGAGCCCCCGCUACCACCGCCGCGCGCUCCAGGCCCUAAGCGGCGCGGGGGAUGAGGAGGGUUGGGGGCGGACGGCAAGGGAGGAGCUGGAAGGGGAACGGAAGGAAGAAGCAGCGGCGGCGGCAGCAGCAGCCUAUUUGUUGUGUCCGUGGCGCGCGCCUGGCUGCAUCCGCUCCAGGCAGCCUUUCUCGGCCGCCGCGCGCGCGAAGAGCGGCGGAGGAGGGAGGGGGGGCGGCCGAGGGAGAGGACCUGGGCGCUGACGUCACACGGAGCUGUCCCUCAGCACCGGGCCGAGCCGGGCGGGCUCUGGCGGGCCGGGUUCGAGGCCGGACCUAGCAGGUAGGGGGGAACCGCCGCGGGGAAGAGGAGAGGGAGAGGGUUGCUGGCUGGGUCUGCUGCUCCUUGCAGCGCCCCUUGCCGGAGGAGGAAGGGAGACGGAAGGAAAGAGGGAGAGACGGGUGCCGCCACCGCCGCUGGGCUGGGAAAUGGGAAGGAGGGUUCGAUCGCGGAGCAUUAAAUGAACGGGAUUGUUGGAGAAGGAAAGAAAAAAAGGCGGCGCUGAAUGGCUGGGAAGCGCACAAAGAGCGAGCUGGGCGCCUCGGCAGCGCUGGGUAAAUGCCAGCGAGAGGAAAGCCAUGGAUGGCCGUGCCUCGCUGUCUCUCCUGCCCGGGGGCAGCAGGCAGUGGGAAGAAGUUGGAGAGGCAGCGGGGUUGAGUUCACGUGGACGCCCGUCACCCGCGCAGCCAUGCUAAAGCAGCCCUGAAGGCCGCCGAGCGAGGGGAGAGAUGCGCAUGAAGCGGGUAGCGGACGGGUGCUAUUCCAGACUGUCCCCCACACAUACCCAACAGGCUUCGCUCGUCCAGGGCUGCGGUGAGCCACACAUCACACUUUGCCAGGCUCAGGGAUUAUCAGCCUUCCCUCACCCCGCUGGAAGGGUAGUUCCAAAAAGUGUGUCUGCCUGAAGCCCCUGCUUCUUCUGGCUUGUGUUGCUUGGAUGUGAUUCCCCGCAGGGAGAACAAUAAAAGCCCAGCCUUCUAUUUCUAGUUAUUAAUUAGCAUAAACUUAUGUCAACAAAGGCAGAGUUUAAAAGAAACAAAAGCAAAAUCCUCUAUUGGCUGGAUGGAAACAAUGUCUCCCGCUUCAAAAAGAGAACCAUUGUAUCCUAAGUCAAGAUAGCUAUCUGUAGGCAUCUUUGGGUCCACCAGCCCAGGAUCCCCUGGGGACCCCGUCUUUCCAAACAAAGGGAGUCUGGCGGGCUCCCCAGAAGUCUUUGCAGCUCUGUAUCCUAGCAACUCUGCAACUUCCCUUAUGGGAUCUGCCAGUCCCAAACAAGAAUGAAACCUGGUCCAGCUUGUACUAGUGGCAGGAACAAGCUGAUAAGUAGAUGGAGCAGGCUGAGGUGUAAAUGGAUGAACAAAGCCAGUACCGGUAUAUGUCAGGCAGGCAGAGGGGAGAGAUGGAAUGCAGGCUGGUGGAGCUAAUCUACACCAGCCACCAUAAUGCCAACACAGGAACUACUUCAGAAAAGUUGUGCUUCCUAGAGAGGGGUAUGAGUGUGGCUAAUUUAGAGCUAUCACCGCAGCAUCACAUUUUCCAGUCCUGCUUUCCAUUUGAAUUGAUAGCGGUCAACAUAGGGAUUGGGUGUUUUCAUCAUACUCAAUACUUGCAAAACAAAAUAAGGAACCCUUUCCAGAAACACCUGCAAGUCCAAGGUUGGAUGGGCAAGCUUUGUGCUUGAGAAUAGAAAAGGUCAGCAUGUCUUGCUAUGGAAUGGGAUAGAGUCUGUCAACCAGAUUGCAGUAGAGGGCUGGCACUGCAUGGAGCCAGGCAAUGUGAAGAGAGGCUAUGGUAUGGUCAUGUGAGAUUUGCAUGGAACAGGAAAGCAUCAGGUUCUUGCAACCUGGCUAUGCCCCAGUAAAGUGCAUUUCUCCUUUGAACCUGCCCCAUGCUUUAUAUCCUUCAGACACACUAGCUACAGGCACAAAACAGCUAUCCUAUAUUAGGGCCCUCCAGUCGGCCACUGAGAGGAGCAUAGACAGGAAGAUCCUGAGCUAGUCCUUCUCUGGUCUGGAGUAAAAAAUUCUUAGGUGCAGGUCACAGGCUCUGGGUAGUGUGUGUAAUGCUUGCAGCUGACUUUUGUACCAAGUGUGGUUGAUUUGGGUGCUUCCAAUACAAGUGUUACAAAAUCAUUUUUAAAAAAUCCUUCCUAGAACAUAAUAUAAAUACCUUAUUGCCACCUCUGUGAAAACUCUGUACAGUGUUUCCUUAUAGUGCAGCUAGUGCAACUAGGAGUACCUGCAGGACAGGGCCCUGUCCUGCAGAUACUCCUCAAAGUACUACCACUCCCCUGGGUUACUCCCAGGUUAAUAGGAUUCUCUCAUUAGGAGCUUUUCAGCAAGCUGUCACUGUAAUCCCAGUGGCAGGAAGAGGAUAAGGCGCCAAGGAUUCCCUUCCAUAUUGCACACAGAUCCUAUCAGAGUAGGUGUGCCUAACCCUAGCACAGAAGAAAAGUUCCUGGCAUAACAUUGUGCCCUGGCACUUUCCCCUAAAAUAGGAACAGCUUGGUUAUUUAUGUUUCUGCAUCCUGCAGCAAAAGGUGAGGCAGUGUCUUCCUAGUCCUUUCACAACUAUCCUUACCCCACUCCUACUAAGUAAGAAUCCACAAUAUGCUGUCAUAUCCUCCUCAUAGUGUCUUCUGUCUUUUUUCCCUAAAACUUCACAUGCAGAAUCUACAUUGUCACAACCUUUUCUUAUCACCUCCCUUGCUGAGAGAACCUAGGAUUUCAGUAUUGGGCACAGCUCCUUUGUGGAGUGGCCUGGUUUCCAGGACAAUCCCAGACAUACUCCAAUCAGGUUUCCAGGGAGUGGUAUAAAGAAAGUUCCUCUGCCUCCCUAUUCCUCUUCCCUAUGAAAUAAUCAAGAUUACAUUUGUAGGAAAAGGUCAGUCUCCUUGCUCUAGUUGAGGGCAAAAGGGUUGCAUAGGCACACGUGAAGAGAGCCUGUGGGAAAGUGGGCACUCUUGUCCUCAAUUGCUAUGGAAUUCAUCCAGUUCCUGGACUGCAGUUGAGCCAGUUGGCCUGGAACCCACAGCAGGGUCAUGAUUCUCCUCUAGCUGCCUUGGGGGUGGGGAGCAACACUCAAAUAUAUUAAACACUAAAAAGUAUCAAGGUUUGAGUUUCCCUGCUCCCACAGAGGAGAGGAGAGGUCACAGGCUGUGGUACCUGGUGCCAGCCUGGGCAGAACCUUGUUUGUUCAGAUACACACUUCUUAACAUGGUUUACAGAUCGAGAGCCCCUCCUUACAGGACAGGUAUCUGUGUCUGUAUCAGAGCUACUUCUGGGCCCAUAGCAGGCAUUAGCUAGCUGUGAACUGCAUUGGCCUUUCUUCCUCCCUAGGCAACAGGACCACGUGGAAAGAGGGAGAUUAGAAUAACUGGCAGGGAUUUGGUGCGGAGUGGGGGGGAGAGAGCUGGAAAGACUGUGCCACAGAGAAAAACAAAUUGGAGCUUGUCUAGAGAUAAACUGUUAAGGGCUGGAUUUUCCACACUUAGGUUUGGAAUGAUUUUGGCAGAUAGUUGCUGGCAUGAUGCCAAAUGUUGCUGUUUGGGAACAAGAGCCUGACAGUUUGUUUGUGUCAGCUCCAUGGAUCUGUGUGAUUUUCGGAGAUAUAAACUAGGUGAGUGAUUUCUUUUGAUUGAAUCUUGUUAUGGUAGAAAUGUGGAGGCUUUUGAGGUGUUCACCAAGCUUCAACUAUGCAAGCUUACAUGUUAUACAGAUAUGACUAGUUCAACAUCUUGCAUAUUGCUAUACCAACAAAAAGUUGGUUAGAAUUGGACUAGAUGAUUCUCAGGAAUCCCUUUCUAGCUCUACAGUUCUAUGAUUCUACUUUGCAUUUAGUAGCAAUUUUUUGCUCUGAGACCCACAUGGUGGCAAUGCUUUAUUGAUUUUAAAGUUGCCAUCCCAUGUGCACUUACUUGAAUUAAAUGGGAUUUCUAAGUAAACACUCAUUAGAGUGGACCAGAAUUCCAAUCCAGGAGCAAAGUGUUCAACAAGAUAUCCUGGCAUAAACUCCAUACACGGACCAAGCAUUUUGCUUCCACUUUCCCCAAACCAGCUUACAUGUUCAGUGGCAGCAUACCUCAGAACACACUUUAAAAGAUUAGACAAAUUCAUGGAGGAUAAUGCUAUCAGUGGGUUAUAGCCAUGAUGGCUAUGUUCUUCCUCCCCUGUUGGAGGCAGUAUGCCUCUGAAUAUGUCACCAGGGAGCACAAAUAGAGAGGGCACUGUUGUACUCAGGUACUGCUUGCAGGCUUCCCUGGGGCAUCUGGAUGCUGGACUUGAUGGGCCCUAAGGUCUGAUCCAGCAGGACCGCUCUUACAUUCUUAAAUGCUAGGAAUAAACAACAGGAAAGGGCUGUUGCCCUCCAGUUCUGCUUUGGGGCUUCUAAGAGGCAUUGGCUGGCCACAGGAUGCUGGGAUGCUGUAGAUGGAGCUUUGGUUUAAUCUGCCAUAUGUCUUAUGUUCUUACAUUUUCAGUUAUAUUUAGAAGCUGUUUUUAAUGACAUAGACUACAGAAGUUUGUAGGAGGAACUACAUUGGCCACAGUUGUGGGUAUUACUCCACCCAGGAUGCCUGGAUUACCUGGCUCAAUUACAAUAUUUAUCAUAGACCAUUCCUGAUUGUAUGGCAGGUGGGUGUAUAUCAACCUCCCUCCAGAUCAGUCAGUUUCCCACUGAUGUUACUUGAUGGAAAAUCCUUCAUGGCACCUGGUAUUCUGAAGAUGUUGGGAAUGAGCCCAGCACACCUCUAAUUUAAAUCCCAAUGGGUGGCUAUUAACUCUGCAUUUGUUAAGAGCCUGCCUUAAUUUUGCCCAUUUUACUGCUGUCAGGCAGCCCUCUGUUUUCUGCAGAGACAAGUGGGAAAGCAACUUUCUGUUAGUUUUGAUUAUCACUUUCCUGUGAAUGGUAUACAGUACUUACUUUGCAUCUCUUGAUCCAGCUUGUCUGAAUACUGUAUGACAUGACUCACUGAUGUGCAGAUCAUGAGGCGAUGAUCAACCAGAUAGUGAUGAUACAGAGGGAAUACAGAUGGCCGUGUAACAAUUAACCUUGCCAGUUAUCUGUGAUCUUCUACCAGGUGGUGAGGAGGGUCCAUUAUUCCCAUUGCUUCCCUAGAUUUCUGACAGGGGAUGGCUGUGGGGGGAAUUGUCUUCAUUGAUAGCAUAAGAACAUAAGAAGAGUCCUGCUGGAUCAGGUCAAUGGCCCAUCUGGUCUAGCAUCCUGUUCUCACAGUGGCUGAUCAGAUGCCCAUAGAAAGUCCACAAACAGGAGCUGGGUGCAAUAGUACCUUUCCCACUUGCGAUUCCCAGUGACUGGGAUUCAAAGGCAUAUUGUCUCCAACACUGGAGACACAACAUGAAGCCAGAAGCCACUGAUAUCCUCCAUGGAUCUGUCUAAUAAACUUUUAAAGCCUAUGGCAUGACGUUAUGGAUGACCAGCUUGUCAAAUGGUUACAUGCCUACCACAGUGAAGCUUCCAUUGGCAAAUGACUGACUACGUUCUCCAUACAGUGGGCAGCUUUGACUUGAGGUGACAACAGAAAUUGAAGUUGCUUUGUCUCUGUGUGUUGAGCUGUGGAGGGGGAAAGUUCAAAGUUCUUAGUGUCAGCCAUUCUCGGUGUAACCCACUACCUAGAUUUACUUGCUGACAUCAAAUAUUCUAUAUGUUGUUGUUGUUGUUGUUUGAAUGAAAGUAAACCUUAGAUCCUUCUAAGAAUAAGAACUGGGUUAGCACAGUCCUCCUCAGGCAGUGCCUUUUUCUGGAUCUGUAGCUCCCAAACUUGAUGGCAGGCCUUUCCAUGUCACAAGGGUCACCGGUUCCUGCCAAGCCAGGAGCCACUUGGGAGUGGGAAGCAAGUGGCACCAGGAUGAGCUGUUCUGUCCUUCUGUGACACAAGUUGUGUCUGUGGUUGCACUAAUAGUGUGUGCGUGAUAGCCCCUUUUAAUCUCUGCCAAUUGUAAUGUGGGGGUUUCAGGGGAUGUUUGAGGGCUAUCAAGGGUCUGAGGGGCCAGCAGGGAGGACACAUAUUUGGAAUAAGGGCCAUUGGCACACUGCAAAUUUUUUUGGGGGGGGGGAGGAGGUUGCAGGUGGGAUAAAAACUGAAGAGAAUCAAGGGGGGGGCGUGAGAGAGAAGUAAAGCAACAUUCCAAGAGCGGGCGGAGCUUCGUGAGGAAAAAGCCGAGUUGCUGAAACAAAGCGAAAAAGAUAUAGCCGAGGAGAAGGCCGGCGUUUGGUAAUUUCUCAGCAUCCAAUGGGAAAAUGACUUGUUUUCCUUAGCAACAGAGAGUGCACCAAUCCGUAGGCAGCAUGCUUUCAGUACUAGCGGCCAUUGGUGCUGGCGUCAGCGGGGAGGGGGGAAUGGCAGACAGACAGACAUGCAGACAGACAGAGGCGGCGGGGAGGGGGACGCGCGCACGUUGGGAUGAGAUUUCCCAGGCUCCUGACCUGCUUGUGGGCUACAUGUCUCCAGCCACGCUUUCUUAAAGUCUCCUCACCCAUCCCCAUGCCACUGAGCCCCUACCCUGCAAACACAGCUCUUCUGUGCUAGGGUGUGAAAGGGGACAUUAGUAAUAAUAAUAAUAAUAAUAAUAAUAAUAAUAAUAAUAAUUUAUUUAUACCCCACCCAUCUUGCUGAGUUUCCCCAGCCACUCUGGGCGGCUCCCAAUCGAGUGUUAAAAACAAUACAGCAUUAAAUAUUAAAAACUUCCCUAAACAUUAGCUACAAUAUUUCCAAAAACCUCACCUGUCUGGAAGUGGGUUCAGAAACACCCCACCCCCAACCCCAGUUGCAUCAUUAGAGUGUCCUGUCCUUUCUUACUUGGGGGCUGCUGGAGUGGGGAGGGCUUGGUUCGUGCUGGACGGAUCUGAGCAUGUGUGAGCAAGGGAGAACUAACACAAAAGGCUUUUCUCUGUUGUGCCUUCCAGCCUGCAAUCCACCAGAAAUGAGGAAAUGGGGAGGGGUUGGGGUGCGGACAGUGCUGUAGCCUACAACAGCACUCAGGGACUCUCUAAUCCGCACUUGCAGCUGCUUUCCAAGGCUGAACAUCAGAGGUAAAGAAGAAGGAAGAUGCUUCAGCCGACUAACCAGUCCUCCUUUGUCUUCAGAGCUGCUCUCAGCCAGCCAGCCAGCCAUCCUGCACACAGGGUUAAUGAAACUCAAAUCUCUGGCAGAUGCUUUCCCGAACUGCUACAUCUCCCUCUUUGGUGACUCAUUCUCCUACCCCACAGGUUCUUUGAGGAAGAAGGUGGGGUGGGGGUGAGUGUUGGAAGUGGGGGAGCAUGUGCGUUGCUAAAAGUAUCAUCUGUUCUUUGCUCGGUUGCCGUGGAGACCAUACGGUGGCGAUUCUCUUUAUAGCCACAUUCCCCCCGCUCCCCACCGCCCCGCUUUUCCAUUUUGGAAAGUUGUUGUUGUCCCAUCCCUUGCUCAGCGCCCUCCUCUUCCUCCCAGCAUUGCUCUGAUUCCAUUCCGACAUGGAAUAUGCUGCUAAGCUCCCUGGCAGGCUGAGGCUGGGGUGACUCAGUGAGAUUGGUACUCCUGGGACAGAGGUGGAGAAAGAUCAACGGGAAUCCUAGAGGCCCAGCUAGGAUGCUUGGCCUGCUCUGCCCCUUGCAUAAUAUAUUGCCAACACUCAAACCAUCUUUUUGCCUGCCAGGAAUGACUAGUUGGACUUGGCUUGGGGCCCAGGGAGUUAGUGGGUGUUGCCAUCUCUAAUCUCGUCACUUUUUUAAAAACCCUCAUUGCAGCCUCCAGAAAAGUGGGAGUUGUUUCUUAAUGAGUGGAACAGCCCUGCAGAGUGCGGAAUACGUUAUGCCUUCAGGUCUCACCUUUUUUGUCCCAUCCGCCCUCAAUCUCUCUCUCUCUCCACAGAUGGAAGCAAUGCCAUGAGACAGCAUCCCCCGCAGGUGACGGGGAGGGAGUGGGGAGCCUGACAUUUCCCCAGGAGACCCUGAAGAGCCAUGACGUCAACAGUACAGACCCUGCGUUUCCCGCUGCUGCCGCACGUGCCAAACCAAGACUGGACAUACAGCUGUGAGGAGGAGAUUGAGCGGCGCUACCAAGUGGUACCCUCAGUGGUCUGCGCCAUGUGCUGCCUCUUUGGGAUCAUCUACUGCUUCUUUGGUGAGAGAGGGUUUGGGUGGGUCUGUGUGCUGUCCUAGGUGCCCGGAGGACAGUUUGAGCUGAGGCAUGGGGGCAAAGGAGAUCAAUGAACUCAGUGCCCUUAUGAGGCCCAGGGAGCCCAUUCCACUCAAAGCCAACCCUGUGUCACAGUAUGUCUGCAACAGGCAUGAAGUGGGACUCACGCUUGAGCUUGCACUCAAAACUAUGGGGGCAUUUUUGAAUAUGCAUGUUUAGGAUGAGGCUGCUAGGGAGAUGGAAAAGGCAGGUUCCCAGUUUUUGUAGCUUACUGCUAGCUUGCUCUAUUAGCCCUCCCUGUUCAACACCUAAUGCACUAAACAAGGGAGGGGGUUGAUUUGUAUUUUAAUCAUUAUAAUUUUGAUAUGCAAUAUGCUAACAGUUUGAUAUGGAAAAAAAUAAAUAAACCUAAUGUAAUUCCAAGCUGUUCCAACAGCAGAGAGCUGUGUUAAUGCUUUUGAUUCUACAGAAUACACCCAAGUGGGUGCUUUAGCCUGUAUGGGUCCUUGCCAGUCCAUGUGACUUACAGUAACUAGUAUUGGUUUUCCAGACUGCAUAACGGGGCUCCUUUGCUAACCGCAUCAGCGUCCCAGGAGAAAAAGCUAGCACUGUUUUCCCUGAGACACUGCUGUGCAUUCAUUUAUGCAUUACACAGAUCAGUUGGGAGUGUGGUGAAUGCUCAUGUAAGGCAGCAUGCUCUUUGAAGCCCUGGAUAUUAGGACUCCCCAGCCUUAGUGAUAUAAGCACAGAGUAUCUUUCUUUGUGUGUAAGUGUAGGACAUUGUGUAGGUAUUCUGCGUGAGCCUCCUAAGUCAGAGGCCAGGACUUUCAGUGCAGGUAGCUCAAAUGAAUGUGGAUAGCCUGUCCUGCUCAACCAAACAGAUGGGCAGCCCGUCCUGUGCUCCUGACUGCAGCAACAGCUGCUAGCAUCCAUUUCUUCCUUUCCUCAGGGUACCGAUGCUUCAAGGCGGUGAUGUUCCUGACAGGACUGAUGUUUGGCUCUGUGAUCAUCUUCAUGCUGUGCUACAAAGAGCGGGUGCUGGACACCCAGCUGAGCGUUGAGGCCUCCGUGGGCAUCGGGCUGGGCAUCGGGGUGCUCUGCGGGCUGGUGACCAUGCUUGUGCGCAGCGUUGGGCUCUUCAUGGUCGGGCUGCUGCUGGGGCUGCUGCUGGCGGUGGCUGCGCUGGUGGUGAUGGAGCAGUUCUACCACCCGCCUACCGUCUGGAUCCCCAUCGGUCUGCUGCUCGGCGUGGGCAUGCUGUGUGCAGUGCUCACCUUGCAGUGGCAGCGCCUCUUCACCACGCUCUCCACCGCUGUCUUCGGCAGUGCCGUCAUGACUGCCACAGCCGACUACUUUGUUGAGCUCUUCCUGCUGCUGCAGUACGUUUACGAGCGCGUCAAGGUAGCUCCUGCCCGGCCCAUCUGCUGGUACAGCUGGGUCAUCUUGGGCACUUGGCCAGUCCUGGCAUUGUUGGGCGUCCUGGUGCAGUGGAAAGUCACGGCAGAGGGAUAUUCCCACACAGAAGGUGAGUGUGGUGCAGCAGGGUGGGUAGGAAGGGGGUGGACAUUGGUGUAAAAUUUGAACUGUCAUCUUCACUUGCCUGUGGUUCUUAUUGCCAGAAGGAAAACCUUAGUGAUUUCAGCCAGGAAGACAGGCUGUGUCCCAGCUGUGGUUAUAAACUGGGAGCCAUCUUGAAGUUCCCUUUUCCACAAAUUUGGCUGAGGGAGAGGGGAGAAGACAUACAAGUCUGCCCCCUAACAAUUCAAUUGAGGAUUAUUUUUUAUCUGUUGUUAAGAAUUUAGCAGAAAUUAACCAAUUAAUGCUUUGAACUCUUAUUCUGAGUUACAGAGGGUACAUACAGAGGGUACCUCUUUUCUCUGAGGGCUAAACUACAUAUUGCAUCCAAACAGAUAUACAGUAGUUGCAACAAGCCUGUUAGCAGGUGAUGCCUUGUAUGAAAAGCAUGAAUCAUGCUCAGCCACCUUGAGAUUUCUGCUGUAGUGAAAGGAGGCUAGUUCCCUUAGGUAGCAAAUGCUGCUAUAUGUGCUGGCACCUCAUUUAUCUCAGUGGCAGCUUCCUGGAAUAAAAAUGGUUUGGAACUUUGCACCUUGAGGCUACAGGUGCAUUCCCCAGUCACCACACCUAAUACUUCAUGUUGGCUCUGCCAAUUAUGAAUUUACCUGGUUAUGGGAGGUGGUAUCCCAACUCGGCUUUUGGCUUUCACUUCAUCCCACAGCAAAGCAUUCCAGUAGUGGCAUCUGCUUGGUACCUUGGGCCACCCCUUCUGACCACACCCCCUUCUCUUCUCUCUCCUGCCCCUCCCUCCCUCCCCCCCCCAGUGAUUAUUAGUCGGCAGCAGCGCCGUGUUCAGCUGAUGCGGAUCAAGCAACGAGAAGAGCGCAAGGAGAAGAAGAAGAAGAGGCGGCCACACCCCCAUCCCCACGUGCAACACAAGGCCCACCCACCGGAGCCUGCCUACCGUCGCAAGCCUAAUCCUGUGCGCCGAUUUGAUGGGGAUGUGCUCUCCCCAGUGAGUCAAUGCCAGUGCCCUCCUGCACAGGGCUAGGGUGGUGGGAUUGUAUGUAUUACACUGCAAAGAAUCCAGCUCCCUAGGGGUAAAGACUGAUGGGAGUCAACUUGCUCCCAGUUCUGUUCCUCCAGGCUUUCCUGCUUUGUUUCCUUUGCUUUUGGAUCAUCAGUGACACACUUCCGCCUUAAGAGCCAGCCCUGUCAGUCAUGCUUCCCACAUUCAGAAACCCAUCUGUAUAGGACAGAAGUGUCUCUGGCUUCUGCACCCUUUGCUUCUCACACUCCAUUCAUACGGACUAUCUGUAUGGAAUUCCCAUAGAGAGAGGAGCAGGGAAACAGUUCAGUGGGACUCCCAGCACUGUUGGCCACUCCCACCCCCAUUGAUGCCUCUAUAUGCAGGAAGCCCAGUGCGAGACAAGAACACCAUGGCAUAACAUAUAUGGAGGGAAGAUGGGUAGAGAAACUUUGUCCAAGUUCUGCUUUUUGCUCUACAUUUGGCAGUUUCAGUUGGGAUCCAAAAGCAGAGCUCUGUGUCUCUUAACAUUUUAUUCGUGUGUCUCUGGAAGUUCUCCUCAACCCAUGGAGGAUUCUCUGCCUAGUACAAAUAGUGUUGUCAGGUGGUCCUUGGGGAGCUUUGCUAAUUGAUGCGGGGGAAAGGCAGUGACUUUCUCAUGACAUAGUAGAAGAACAGGGUGAUCUUUAAAUGAAAGUGAACAUGCUUAACUAUGCCAGCCAAUGCAUACAUCCAGUAAGUCUCUCAUCAAUUCAUUCCCAAAGUCUUCCCAAGUACAAAUAGCCUGGGACAAGCUGUGCUCUGUUGUGGCACCCUCCCUGUACUAGGGUGUUGAGCUUUGUAGAAAACUAAGGUAUUGUGAUCUGUUCAAAAUUGCAAGGCAACAGGGCUCUGACAGUGCCCCAGUAUGGCCAAUAUGGAACGAGUGAAUGGCAGACACACAUUCUUAAACUUUUAUGGACAGGCACCAUAGAAUAUUGAAUGGCUGUCUGUGGCUUCUGGACAUAUGCAGAUUAUCUGUCUAAUAAUGCACAUUUGCUGUUCAUACUUUUACUGUUCACACCUCACUGCAGCCCUUAGUUUUCCUGAUCACAGCACAGAGAGCCAAACCUCAGCCUCCCUAGCAGUCAUUUCCAGCAGGACCAGAAGCUUCUCACUACCCCUACCCCAGGAAGCACUAUGAGCCCUUUCCAGUAGAUGUGGGAGAAAAUAAAUCCUAUUACAUCUCAAGGCAUUGUGUGGAAGAACAGCUGGUUCUUGGUUACUUGCAAGGAGAGGGUGAUUUGGCAGCCAUUAGGAAGGGCCUUGUCCCAGGAAUUGAGGUGGGAAGAGGCUGGACCUGCCCAAAGCACUCAGGAGCAAGUCACAGGCAAGUCCUUCCACACAGGGAAGUUUCAAUCACAGAUGGGGGAUGGAGGCAGCACCCUCAUCUUCUGCUUUCCUCCUCCUUGUAGAGCUACAUACAGAGCUUCCGGGAGCGGCAGACGGGAUCCUCUCUCAACAGCCUCCUGGCCAACGCUCAUGCUGCCAUUGACAUUGACUAUGACUGUGGCUCCACCGUGCCCCUGACAACGGGCUCUGGCCCUGCAAUGCGGGUAUAGUGCAGCACCUCCCGCCAGGUCACAAGGACGCUGCCCUCGCACGGUCACGCAGGUCAGGCCGUGUGGGCUUAGCCUAGUGCCUGUGUUUCCGUGAGGACUUGCAGAUACUCUUUGCUGGCAUUCGUAGACCUGGCCUGGACAUGCAGUUGUAGCCCAGUUUCUCUCACACUGCAAGGAUAUGCGGAAUUCUCCCCAGUGCAACUCUGGCUCCAGCUAAGCUGCCCUGCAACAAGGGGCAAGGAAAGCGUACAUGAGCAGGUGCUUGGGGCAAAGGGCUGAAGAGAGACCUGGUUGCUAACCCACCCGAGCCAGGACUGCGGAGUGCAGUGAAGGGUGAAAAGGAAAGAGCCAAUCGCCUGCAUGAAAAUGACAAGGAACUGUCAACAUUCCCCACCCACCACUGUUGGAGUGACUCAUAGAUGGAGUGGCCAACGGGGUGUUCCUGUGCUGUUGUCUUGCCACACGAUGGACCCACUCCUUGUCCUGGAGCUUUGUCUUUGCCUGAACUGACCCCCGCAAGGACUAUUUCAGGGCACAAGUGGUAGGAUUUGACUCAGUUCACUCUAGUCUGGCUGGGGCAGCCAGCUCAGGGAAAUGGGGUCCUCUGGGCCCCGGGCCCCUUGCCCAUACCAGUGCCUGGCAUACUGUUUGAAUGGGCAACUCAAGGAGGGAAGGGAGGAGGGAGGGGUGGGCAUCUGGGCCACCUGGGCUGGGCUGUCUAACUGUUGAAGUGUGCAAGUGUGAGUGUGUGAGCGUGUGUGAGGUGGAGCUGGAGCAAGUAUGGGGCAUUCGGCUGGUAUCCAGGCAAUGAGCCUUUUCGAUACCCCCCUCCUACUUCCCCUUCCCCCUGUUCCUCAUUUUGGAGUGAGGGUCAGGGUAGUCAGGGGACUGGGACUGGGGGGAACAUCCAUGUACAUAUUCUUGUUGCAGUUAUUUGUAUUAAUUUAUUAUUGACAAAGAGUUGGGCCUGAAGAGCUCUGCUGGACCCAGGGUUGGGGGGACAGGGUCCUGCAGUCUUCGUAUCUUUCCCUUCAGGCCCAUGCCUGGGGAUGGGUGUCACCCUUUUUUACCCUACCUAGCCUCAAAGAGCUGGGGUGGGAGUGUCCCCCCUGCACAGGACCCUGUCAAAGUGUGGUGGCCCCCACAUUUGGAGCUUGUCUCCUUGUUAUCUAUCGUGUGGGAGGUGGGGCUGUGAGUCAGUGUCUCCAUCUUUAAGGGGACAGGAGCAGGGAAGAUUCACCAUCUGUUUCAGGAUGGGGGCAAGGGAGGGUCCAGCACAGCUCAGAAAAGCCUCUCCUUCAUGGAGAAACUGCAUGUUUCUGUCACCAAUCGCCACUGUUGUCACCACAGAAACCUUGCACUCUCGUUUUUCUUUGUUUUGUCCUCUCUUUCUCUUUGUAUAUGUGCCAAACGCUGCCGGGCUGCGGCUGCGCAAGUAAAAAAAAAAGCCUUUCAGAGGAGCCUCUCCAUGAAUGAAAUGGGCCACAAGCGUUGGACUGCGGCACAAACACUACCACACAUGCAUGAGCUUG